AUUCCAUCCCCGCGCACGCAACCGCAGUAACCGGUGGCGGCUUUCAACUGCUACGCAUCGAAGCGACGCCGUUUCACCCCCACAGCCGGUAACUCCCAGCUCCUCCAUCACCGGCUACGCCGGUACCUCGUAGAUUCUAACCCCCUCCAUAGUUAUCUACAAUAUUCUUUUAUGUCGUAUUAUAAUACUUCUCGAUAAAUCUCCAAUCACUAUUCUCCCUCAACCUCUGUUUGUUCCGCUCGAUCGUUAUCUCCACUCCUUUUUCUGAGCUAUUGGUGGGUUGGCAGUCCUGUAAAUGGCCGAUAAUGAAGAAGCGAAGGAAAUUGGCUCAAGAGGAAAUGAGUGGGAAGUUGUAUCACUUACUGCGUCAGCAUAUGCUGCUGCUCCUGGACCCGAACCAGUUGACUCAAGUGAAGAUAGUGUGACGAAGUUAGAUAAGCAUGAGGGUGAAACGUCAAAUGCCAUGUUUAUGUCUGGGCACUUUGUUUUUCCUCCAAACCAGCACGAGAAUUUGCCAAUUGAACCUGAAUUUAGCGAAGUGGACAGUGAAAAGGGUGGAGAAGAUGAUGUUUCUCAGUUGGGUAUAGAGGAUAGAGUUAAAUCAGAUCCGAAGGAUGAAGACAGUGCAACUAUUGAAGAACUCAUGACUGAGGAGUUUCCUGGAAUUCAGGUACUUGAUAUAAAAGGUAGCACACUAUCUCUCGGUGGAGCGGAUCUGGGAAAAGAUAUGGCCUUUGACAAAGCGCAAAGUAUUUACACCCCUUCGGAGUUUAGUUUGUUUAAUAGUGAAACGACCAUCGGCAUAUCCAAUAAUAGUGGGGACGGUGCAGGAACUGAUGAUUCAAUUGAACCUCUUGAUGGUUAUGUGGAUCCUGCUGACUUGCCAAAUUUCCAGAAGGCUAAGGAGGGGGGCAAAUAUGAUGAUGCUGACCUUCCUUGUGAAGCUUGGUGGAAAAGACGGGCCUUAUCUGUGUAUGCUCAUGCGAAAGAAGCAAAUACAGUCUGGUCUAUUUUCCUUGCAGCAGCUGUUAUGGGACUUGUAAUUAUCAGCCACCAGUGGCAGCACGAGAGGUGGCAGAUUUUGCACCAAAGGUUACAGUUUGGUAUUAAUGAUGAGAAGAUGAGCAGGUUGCUUGCUCCCAUAUCCCGCUUUAAAGACGUGGUAAUUGGUGGCCACAGACGGGGUUCACUGAUUAGAGGGAGCGCCUCAUCAGAUCGCUAAGAUGAUGACGAAAAGUUUCUUUAGGGAUGUUAAAAUCGAAAUCGGUUGCGGAGAGAUGGCGUGUACUAAUGCCACAUACCAUUGGUCGAGGCCUGUCCACAAUUGUAUACGUACAAGUAUAGUUGUAGAACGUACUAUGUCGAAGACUCUGUAACGUUGUACACGUAUAUUUUUAUAAUACUACAAAUUUGCACAUUCCUUGAGAAACAUUGUGUGUUCACACACAAACUCUCACUCAUGUGCAUAAACAUGGUGGAUUCUGAAACAUAAUUAUUGGGUCUGCAAAACCAUAAAUAUUUUAAUAUAAA
Molecule: messenger RNA, 1530 nt
Organism: Salvia splendens (bonfire salvia)
Lineage: Eukaryota; Viridiplantae; Streptophyta; Magnoliopsida; Lamiales; Lamiaceae
Product: ATG8-interacting protein 1
Exons: 4
Coding region: 296-1222 (308 amino acids)
Cellular component (GO): intracellular membrane-bounded organelle
Source: RefSeq, a predicted model, not a curated record